Tarenaya hassleriana is the source of this 1078-nucleotide messenger RNA. RefSeq lists its product as uncharacterized. The record is from RefSeq and is a predicted model, not a curated record. Gene Ontology annotation, molecular function: SNAP receptor activity. NCBI's taxonomy places the organism in Eukaryota, Viridiplantae, Streptophyta, Magnoliopsida, Brassicales, Cleomaceae. The transcript has 7 exons. Gene Ontology annotation, biological process: retrograde vesicle-mediated transport, Golgi to endoplasmic reticulum. The coding region runs from base 42 to 932 and encodes 296 amino acids. Gene Ontology annotation, cellular component: SNARE complex; endoplasmic reticulum.
UCGAAGAUCUCCAUUGAUAACGGCAACUGAUUCUCGGAGGCAUGGACGAAGUAGCCGAAGCAGUGGAGAAGACGAAGAGAGAAUGGGAAGACGCGUACGAGAAGACGAUCGGGCACAUCAUGGCGAUACAAGAGUACGGCAGAUCCAGAAGGGGAGGAGACGAUGAAGGAGGGAAGAUUUCGCUGCAGAGGCUCAACGGAUUGGCUCAGGACGGUCUCUCUCUCCUUGAUUCUCUGCAAUUCAACUUGGAUCUUCUCGCUCCUCAGCUUCCUUCCGAUGAUCAGGUUCAAUCCGCUCAGACGCUGCUCGAUUCAUGGAAGAAUCGAUACAACAGUUUGCGGAUAAAUCUUAGAAAUGCUAACUUGCAAGCAAAGGAUAACAUAAGGAAAGCUGCUCAGGAAGAGAGAGAGCUUCUUCUGGGUGGCGGAACGGAGUCCACAGUUCGCAGACGUAACCUACAGACAAAGGCUGGCAUGACAUCAGCUGCUGAAGGCAUCACUGAAAGUCUCCGGCGGUCGCGACAGCUGAUGGUUCAGGAGGUCGAAAGAAGUACAAACACACUCAUGACUUUUGAGGAAUCUACCGGAGUACUUAAAAAGGCUGAGAGUGAAUACAAGGGACAUCGGUCGUUGUUGUCGAGGACCAGGAAUCUACUUUCGACAAUGCAACGCCAAGAUGUAAUUGAUAGGUUAAUUCUCGUAGUUGGAUUUCUCCUUUUCUCUUGCGCUGUCCUAUAUGUUGUUUCCAAGCGCAUUGGAAUCCUGAAACUACAAAGAAUGGCUACCGCCGCCAUAAAAGCAGCUGGAAUGGCUGGAAAAGCAGCAAAUGGGGCGGGAGGGGUAGGAGAUGGUAUGCAUCUCGGAAAAUUAGAUGGAAAUGCAGUUCCAAAUGUUAUUAAUCCUCAAGAACAACGCAUGCACGACGAACUUUAAGGUCUUGUUGUCUUUUCUCUUGUAUAUCAUACUUUCUAAGUUUCUAUACUGGGCGAGAGUAGCACUAGGAAUCAAGUACUGUGUUUGUCUUCCUCCUCUGCAAUCACUUUCGAUGGAUUCAAAUAUAUUCAUUUCUCAUUUGCUUA